UUUCGUGGGAGCUGGUAUGUAGUGUAAAUACCGUAAAAGAAACCCCCAUAUUUUUGAUCGAUCGGUCGAAUUACUGUGGAGUUACUAGCUGCAACGGGCUAGGGUCUACAAGUGUGGGGAAAUGUGUUUUCAUUCCGAUUCUGGUCGAGUAUUUUCCACUGCGGUAACAGCGGCCGCGGCUUCCUGCGUGUCGUCGCGUUGCAUCCUUCCAUCGUCCGUGCUGGAUGGAUGGACGUGGGUGGAUGUGGGCAGCAGCUAACUAGUGGGCACCGGGCAGUGGGCACCGGGCAGUGGGUUAUGUAACUCCGACUUCCUCCAUGCUCUAGUUGCAAUGUGGACGCCAUCCCGGCGUGGAGCAUGCGUGUCGCUCUCUUCGUCUUCAUCAUACGUAGGAAUCCCUUCUUUUCGCGACAACAGCCGGUUCGAGAAGUGUGGUGGGCGCGGGGGCGGCGGGGAGAGGGGCGGGAAGGGCAGCUUCAGACAGACGGACGGACAGAUGGCAAAGGGAAGGGAAGGGAAGGGAAGGGAAGGGAAGGGAAGGGAAGGGGAGGGAAGGGAAGGGGAGGGAAGGGAAGGGGAGGGAAGGGAAGGGAAGGGAAGGGAAGUGACGGGACGGGGAGAUACCCAGCUACCCAUCGCAUUGUUGAUAUUCGCCUCUCGGAUGACUGUCAGCUCGACUCUCAAGACUCGAAGUCCUUGUUUCUCCUCUCACACACGGAGUUGCGAGUUGCGAGCUGGCUGGUUGGCUGGCUUGAUGGGAUGGGAGGGAUGGGCACGGGAUGGGCACGGGAUAUUCCGUCCGGCGGAAACGCCGGGGGCUUUUUUGUUUCUGUCUGCCAUCUCUGGGCGACGGCUCGGGAGACGGUGGGUGUGGGUGGACUGCACCCUGGAGGGUUAGGCAAGUAUGAUAUGUACUAUGGUUAUCUGCUCAAUGUACAUACAUGCGUAGCGAGUCGAUGGUGGGUUGGGAUCAAGACUGGACGACAGUGGAGACAUGUUUUGCGGCUUCCUUCAAAGAGGCGUCUGACGGUGCAGUUUCGACGGGGUUGUGGGUGUCGUUUAGGAGACAAUCGUUUGUGCAUAGCUUCUUUGGUGGACGCAGUGUACCGGUACCGGUAACUGCCUAUCUUACGAUCUGCACUUUACAUGUGGUAGUGGUGGUGGUGGUGGUGGUGGUACACAACUAUCUUACGAUCAAUACCUACAUGUGGAUUCGACGGUGGUGGUGGUGAUGGUGGUGCAAAUGACGAGGAGGGGUUCUCUGGUCGCUGAGCACUGAGCAAUGAGCACUCUGGAUUCACUAUUCACCUUUCGCAGCAGUUCUGCCUCCAAGUUCCCCCCCCCC
Molecule: messenger RNA, 1345 nt
Organism: Tricharina praecox
Lineage: Eukaryota; Fungi; Ascomycota; Pezizomycetes; Pezizales; Pyronemataceae
Exons: 1
Coding region: 358-1119 (253 amino acids)
Source: RefSeq, a predicted model, not a curated record